UAAGAAUUGAUUAAUUUACUUAUCAUGAACCACAUUUACAUUUUGUGCGAUUCAGGAGGUGUUCCUUCCAUGAAUAAUGGCGAAUGUACAUACAUCAACACCAACAUCUCAGAGGGCGUUAUCCAAAGUCUCCCGGGUACCGGCAGUGACUACCAAAACAACAUGGACUGCUCUUAUGUGUUCACUCGCAACACCCCCUUCUACCUGAACAUCAACUUCACCGCCCUCGACACAGAGUCUUCAAGCAACUGCCGCUACGACUAUGUCCAGGUUGGGGAUGACAAAUACUGUGGAAGUGAUUUGCCCAACGCAACCAGAGUGUCCGUGCAAGGUGGAUCAGCCAUAAUCCGCUUCAGAAGUGACAGCAGUAAUACAGGAAAGGGUUUUGUGGCUUUGUUCAGUAUUGAAGAGCACUGCAACUUCGACAGUGAUGAUCUUGAGGGCACCUAUACCCUGGCCACUGAUUCCGAGGGACAAUACGAAAACAACCAACACUGUGACAUCACUAUCCGCUCUCCUCCCACCCCUCACAUCACCACUGUCAACUUUACCCGUUUUGACAUCGAGGACGAUACAGGCUGCGACUAUGACAGUUUGACAGUGACAAGCGACGAGGGCACCGAGAAACUGUGUGGAGCUAAAGAGUCCUUCAUCCGACAAUACACCGGGCAAUCAGUUGACAUGACAUUUACCAGUGACGGAAGUGUUGUGCGUAGCGGUUUCACCUUUAGCUAUGUCACUGAACUUGUCUACUGCAAUGCAACCAUAAACGGCACCACCGGUACCUUUGAGUCACAGCCUGGUGGUUACGGCAGCCACAUGUACUGCACCUACACCAUCAACACCCCAAGUCCUGGAGAACUUCUUUUCAACUUCCCAUUGUUUGACGUUGAGAGAGACAGCAGUUGCCGAUAUGACGCUGUGGAGAUGGGAGGAGACAAGCUGUGUGGAACAAACAUCGCAGAGAAGACGUACAGUACUGAUGGUCAUUUCGAGUUCGUCUUCACAAGCGAUGGAUCAGUAAAUGGAGAAGGUUUCAAGAUAGACUUCACUUUCAUCCCUCAGAAUUAG
Molecule: messenger RNA, 1071 nt
Organism: Haliotis rubra (blacklip abalone)
Lineage: Eukaryota; Metazoa; Mollusca; Gastropoda; Lepetellida; Haliotidae
Product: tolloid-like protein 2
Exons: 6
Coding region: 25-1071 (348 amino acids)
Source: RefSeq, a predicted model, not a curated record